AGUAACCUAGGGCCGGCGUCAUACGACGGCGUACGUGGACAGCAAGUAACCAUGGAUCGCGAACAUAUAUCAGAGCUCCCUUCCCACUUGGCUGAUAUUGUUGUCCCGCUCUCCCAUUCCAAUUAAACUCCCUGUGACAGCGCCGGAAGAACAUGUCGCCAGCAAUCGGAGAGUCCGGGCCCUACGGCGGGCUCACACCCGAGCAAACCGACGCCUUCUGGCGAGACGGCUACCUCAUCAUCCCCAGAGCGCUGCCGCCGACGACCACCCAAGCCCUCCUCGACGAGACGCACUCCAUGCUCGAGUCCUUCGACCUGACCGACCACCCCUUGACCAAGUUCAGCACGGGCGAGAAGUCCGACCACGUCGGCGACUCGUACUUCCUCGAGUCGGGCGACAAGGUCCGCUUCUUCUUCGAGGAGGACGCCUUCUCCGCCUCCGGGGAGCUGACGAAGCCGAAGGCCCGCGCCAUCAACAAGAUCGGCCACUACCUGCACGGGCUCAGCGCCCCCUUCGCGUCGCUGCUCGACCCGGCGCUGAACCCGGACCUGCUGGGCGCGGGCACCACGGGCGGCUCCGUGGCCGCCGGCCGCAAGGAGUCGCACCCGGGGGCCGUCGCGCGCGCCCUCGGCUUCCGUGACCCCCGCGUUCUGCAGAGCAUGGUCAUCUGCAAGCAGCCCGAGAUCGGCGGCGCCGUCCCCCCGCACCAGGACAGCACCUUCCUCUACACCGACCCCCCCUCCGCCGUGGGCUUCUGGUACGCCCUCGAGGACGCCACGGCUGAGAACGGCUGCCUGAGCUUCCUCCCCGGGUCGCACCGCUGGGCUCCCGUGAGGCAGCGGUUUGUGAGGGCGGGCGAGGGCAAGGGGACGACGUUUAUCGACAAUGACGGGCCGAGGUUUCCGGACGACAAGGAGUUUGGGGAGAAUCUGAAAGGCGAGGGGGUCGACGAGGAUGGGGAGUACAAGCUGGGCGAGGUCAAGGCUGGGGACCUGGUGCUGAUCCACGGCAAUCUGCUGCAUAAGAGCGAGAAGAACCUCAGCCAGAAGGGCAGGAUCAUUUACACAUUCCACGUGAUUGAGGGCGAGGGCCACAAGUACGAUGAGAGGAAUUGGCUGCAACCUCCUGCAGAUGGUUUUACAAAGUUGUACCGAGAUGCAGAUUGGUAAUAAUGUCCAGAAGCCAAACUUGUUAUGAGACUAUGAGAAUAUGAACAAAAGGUUAAGCGGAGCCGCCUAUAGGGAGGUUAGGCGUUCCGAAACCGAUCAACGUGCUGACCAGAAACAACAUGAAUCGCUUGACGACUAUCACGUUAUUACUUUAUCAAACUUGUCACAUGACUUGCUGCUCAUGUCAGACCAGUCCUGCAAAUCUUGAAUAAGGCCAUAACGGUCAGUUUUGGUGCGGGUGUGGCGCCUGCCUCCCUGUAAUUAACUGCACGUUACAUACUUGGUUCAUAUCGAUACACUAUACACUGAUGCUCGAACUAUAUGCUACUUACCGUAUUCGAUAAGAACAUGUAACCUCGGAAGCUACUAGCUCUUACCAAGUACGCCAUUAUCAGUUGGAAAGUUAGCGG
This is a messenger RNA of Truncatella angustata, 1579 nucleotides long. Its product is annotated as phytanoyl-CoA dioxygenase. Lineage: Eukaryota; Fungi; Ascomycota; Sordariomycetes; Amphisphaeriales; Sporocadaceae. Bases 153 to 1169 code for a protein of 338 amino acids. The transcript has a single exon. The record is from RefSeq and is a predicted model, not a curated record.